AUCCUCUCCAAAUCGUCAAGGUUUCGAGGCUGUCGCUUGGCAACUGGAAGCUUCAGCUCCCUCCACAGUUUCUGUGGGGUUCAGGUCUGGAGACCGGCGAGGCCAGAUGCUCGCUUUGUCCCCUGACGCUCUGUGUCCCCCUCAGGCCCCGCUCGGGCGGUGGUGGCGGCGGCCCCGGGGGCCCGCGGCGGCAGAAGGAGCUGCCGUCGGAGCCUCCGUUCACGGCGUACGUGGGGAACCUGCCGUUCAACACGGUGCAGGGAGACAUCGACAUCAUCUUCAAAGAGCUCAACAUCCGCAGCGUCCGAUUGGUCCGAGACAAAGAGACAGACAAGUUCAAAGGGUUUUGUUAUGUGGAGUUUGAAGAUUUGGAAUCUCUAAAAGAAGCUUUGACGUACGACGGUGCUCUGUUGGAACAGAGGUCACUGAGGGUGGACAUCGCAGAGGGACGGAGACAAGAGCGAGGGGGAGGCGGCUUCGGCUUCAGGAAAGACGAAGGCAGAGGACGAGGAGGUCCUCGAGGAGCUCCCAGAGGAGGAGGAUGCCGUGACUUCCGGGAGGACUUCGACCAUCAGGGAGGAGGUUUUAGAGACGACGACUACAUGGGAGGGCGGAGUCGAGGCGGCGGCGGUCGCCCCGGGGACAGAAGGGGUGGGGGCGGAGACAGGGGACAGGUUCGCUACAGAGAGGGAGCUCCCCGAGGAGGAGCGACAGACUUCAGGGAACCGUCUGAAGGUGACGUCACUUCCUGUCCGCCAGACGGACAAUCAGACCUUAAUUAGUGUGUGUGUUCAGUCAUUCAGCCGAAAAAUCUUCUGAAAUCAGGGAUCAGUUCGGUUGAUUCUUAGAUCAGCGAUUCGGCCGGCUGAAUCUUGAUUUUUUGGAGUUUAUUAAAGUUAAAGGAGAGCUGAUGAGAAGCAGAAACUGGAUCAGUGUGUAAACGUUUCCUCUCUGUCUGUCUGUCUGUCUGUCUGUCUGUCUGUCU
Messenger RNA from Plectropomus leopardus (leopard coralgrouper), 985 nucleotides. NCBI's taxonomy places the organism in Eukaryota, Metazoa, Chordata, Actinopteri, Perciformes, Serranidae. The record is from RefSeq and is a predicted model, not a curated record.